Molecule: messenger RNA, 1472 nt
Organism: Lathyrus oleraceus (garden pea)
Lineage: Eukaryota; Viridiplantae; Streptophyta; Magnoliopsida; Fabales; Fabaceae
Product: cell division control protein 2 homolog 2
Exons: 9
Coding region: 177-1061 (294 amino acids)
Biological process (GO): protein phosphorylation; G1/S transition of mitotic cell cycle; regulation of meiotic cell cycle
Cellular component (GO): nucleus; cytoplasm; cyclin-dependent protein kinase holoenzyme complex
Molecular function (GO): cyclin-dependent protein serine/threonine kinase activity; cyclin binding; ATP binding
Source: RefSeq, a predicted model, not a curated record
AAAUUAUGUAAAAUAAAGGAGGGUGAGAGAAUAAGAGGAAUAGAGAAAGACUGAACAUAAGAGAGGCGGAGACUGAGACUAGACUAUGUGACUGGAAAGACCAUACGCCGCGCUGUCUGUGUAACGGUUUCUCGCUCCGAACUAGAACAUCCCUUUGAACUUAGAGAGUUUCUUCCAUGGAACAGUAUGAGAAGGUUGAGAAAAUAGGAGAAGGUACAUACGGUGUGGUGUACAAGGCUAGGGACCGUGUUACCAAUGAGACCAUUGCUUUGAAGAAGAUUCGACUCGAACAGGAAGAUGAGGGGGUUCCAAGCACUGCCAUAAGAGAGAUUUCUCUUUUGAAAGAAAUGCAGCAUCGGAACAUUGUUAGGUUGCAGGAUGUUGUGCAUAGUGAGAAGCGAUUGUAUCUUGUUUUUGAGUACCUUGACUUAGAUCUAAAGAAGCAUAUGGAUUCAUCUCCGGAAUUUUCCAAAGAUCAACGUCAAGUAAAAAUGUUCCUCUAUCAAAUUCUCUGUGGCAUUGCUUACUGUCAUUCUCAUAGAGUUCUUCACAGAGACCUGAAACCACAAAAUCUGUUGAUAGAUCGCAGCUCUAAUGCGCUAAAGCUUGCAGAUUUUGGGUUGGCUAGAGCAUUUGGAAUUCCUGUUAGGACAUUUACACAUGAGGUGGUGACACUAUGGUACAGAGCUCCAGAAAUAUUGCUUGGGUCCCGUCAUUAUUCUACCCCAGUUGAUGUUUGGUCAGUGGGAUGCAUAUUUGCAGAGAUGAUAAACCAGCGACCACUUUUCCCUGGGGAUUCUGAGAUUGAUGAAUUGUUUAAAAUAUUCAGAAUCACGGGUACACCUAAUGAAGAUACAUGGCCUGGAGUGACUUCAUUGCCUGAUUUUAAAUCCGCCUUUCCCAAGUGGCCAUCUAAGGACCUGGCAACUCUGGUCCCAAGUCUUGAGCCAUCUGGUCUUGAUCUGUUAUCUAGUAUGCUUCGCUUGGAUCCCAGCAGAAGAAUUACUGCCAGGGGCGCUCUUGAGCACGAAUACUUCAAAGACAUUAAAUUUGUCCCCUGAAGUCCUGGCUUCACUGAAGAGGUGUCUAUAUUAUUAUGUGUAGCAGUAAUGGGUUUUUGGCUCAGAAAUGUGUGCUAUCCGUGCUAUUUUCUUCAAUGCUUUGGACUGAGUAAUAUUUUAUUUAUUGGUUCUUACAGAUAUUUUUUUAUAUUCAGCUUGAGUGUGAUUAUAUUCUCUAUUAUUUUUUUGUUGUCUUAGUCUCAAUACAAUGCAACCAGCAAAUUCCUGUUUGCCUGAUGUACAAUAUUAAUAGACAUUGCUGAAUGGUGGUUGUAGUAGAACAAAUGGUUACUCCUGCUGGCAUGGAGCAUGUAAAUUUAACAUACCUGAUACGUUCUUGUCUGUAACUUGCUUUUAUCUGCAGAUUGGGUAUUAGAUUAUCAAUAAUAUGCACAAACUGUACUAGUGACA